This is a messenger RNA of Toxorhynchites rutilus septentrionalis, 975 nucleotides long. RefSeq lists its product as uncharacterized. NCBI's taxonomy places the organism in Eukaryota, Metazoa, Arthropoda, Insecta, Diptera, Culicidae. Bases 1 to 975 code for a protein of 324 amino acids. The transcript has a single exon. The record is from RefSeq and is a predicted model, not a curated record.
AUGGUUAGCAGUACCAUAAACAGGAAGGCGAAAAAAGUGCUUUUGGCGACAGCAAUCGUUAUGGCCGAGGACGAUUUUGGAAACCAAUUCCCGGGAAGAGCACUCCUAGAUUCUGGUUCAGAGUGUAACAUUAUUUCCGCUCAUCUUUCACAGAAACUACGUGUGAAACGAGUAAAAUCAAAUGUACAAAUAUCCGGUGUCGGACAAGUCUCAGCCAGUACAUCAGAGAAAAUUCAAGCUACAGUGAAAUCAAGGUUAACCGACUACAGAGAAACCAUGGAAUUUUAUGUUUUAUCCAGGGUAACUGAGGAUUUGCCAACCACCACCAUUGAUAUCAACUGUGAUUUACCGGUAGGCGUGCAAUUAGCCGAUCCUGAAUUCUUCAAAACUAAUUCGAUUGAUUUACUUCUUGGAGGUGAAUUUUUCUUCAGCUUUUUCCCAUCAAAGCAACGGAUGCCCCUGGGAAAUCACUUACCGACACUCAUUGAUUCGGUGUUUGGUUGGGUGGUCACUGGACGAUGUGGUUGGGAUAAUGGAAAGUCUCCUAUCGUUUGCCAACACUCGACGAUAUCGGAGUCACUGGAAAGACUGAUGCAACGAUUCUGGGAAUGCGAGAAUGAAGGUUCGCAAUCAAACUACUCUCUGGAGGAAUCCCAAUGUGAAGAGUAUUUUUUAAGAACAGUGAAGCGAGGUCAGGAUGGUCGCUACACAGUUGGUUUGCCAAAAGCCACGGAAAACUUUGCAAGGUUGGGUGAUAUGAAGGUGACUGCACAUCGUCGUUUGAUGCUUCUGGAACGAAGACUAACCCGCGACAAUAAUUUGAAGUUGGAGUACCAUACAUUCAUGUCCGAUUACAUGGAACGAGGUCACAUGAGGAAGGUUUCAGAAACAUCAGUGGAACCUAUCACUACCUACUAUCUCCCACAUCACCCAGUGAACCCGGCAGACCAUCUGUCCCGGGGAUUACUAGCGUAA